Messenger RNA from Candoia aspera, 3555 nucleotides. RefSeq names its product scavenger receptor class B member 1 (gene SCARB1). NCBI's taxonomy places the organism in Eukaryota, Metazoa, Chordata, Lepidosauria, Squamata, Candoiidae. The transcript has 13 exons. Bases 27 to 1625 code for a protein of 532 amino acids. Gene Ontology annotation, molecular function: scavenger receptor activity; lipid binding; low-density lipoprotein particle binding. Gene Ontology annotation, cellular component: cytoplasm; caveola. Gene Ontology annotation, biological process: cholesterol import; recognition of apoptotic cell; plasma lipoprotein particle clearance. The record is from RefSeq and is a predicted model, not a curated record.
GCGGGGCUGGCGGGCCGGCCGGAGCAAUGGGCGAGCGCGGGCAGGGCGGCCGCGGGCUGUCCUGGGGGGCGGUCGCCGGGCUGGGCGUCGUGGGCUUGUUGUGCGUGGGCUUCGGGCUGCUGCUGGCACUGGUGAUGCCCAGACUGUUGCGGGAGCAGGUCACCCAGAACACGAGAAUUGAUCCCAGCAGCUCCAUGUACAGCAUGUGGAAAGACCUUCCCGUGCCAUUCUUCUUUUCCUUCCAUUUAUUUGAAGUGAUGAAUUCCAAGGAAAUUCUUUUAGGAGCCAAGCCGAUAUUGAGUCAACGUGGACCUUACGUGUACAGGGAACACAGGCAGAAAAGGAACAUCACUUUUCACAGUAACAAUACCGUCUCCUUUUUGAACUAUCGAUCGUUUGUCUUCGAACCGGACCGUUCCAAUGGGUCAGAGUCCGAUUACAUCAUUUUCCCGAAUAUCUUGGUGUUGGGAGCAGCUGUAAUGUUGGAAAACAUGCCAUUUGCCCUGAGGUUGACCUUCAGUGGUGCUCUAACCUUCUUCAGAGAGAAGGCAUUCAUAAACCGAACUGUCAAGGAGGUGAUAUGGGGAUAUGAUGAACCCUUCACUCAGUUCUUGAACAACCUUGGUGUCCCCAUAGUUCCAUUCAAAGAAAAAUUUGGCUUGUUUGUCAAUUUAAACAAUUCCCACAUGGGUCUCUUCACUGUGUAUACGGGCUCUGACAAUAUUUCCAAAGUCCAUACGAUGGAUACUUGGAAUGGAUUAAAAAAGGUACCAUAUUGGCAUUCCGACCAAUGUAACUUGAUUAAGGGAUCCGCAGGAGAAGCAUGGCCGCCGUUUAUGACUCCCUCUUCGCCGGUGGAACUCUAUGCUCCUGAUGCCUGCAGGUCCAUUAAAUUAAACUACACCAAAACUGAAAAAUUCCAAGGCAUACCGCUUUAUCGCUAUACGUUGCCAAAGACCCUGUUUGCCAAUGGAACGGUCUAUCCACCCAACGAGUGUUUUUGUCCAUGCCGCCAAUCCGGAAUCCAGAACAUUAGCUCCUGUCAAUCAAAUGCACCGAUAUUUAUUUCUCAACCUCACUUCCUAAAUGCUGACCCAUCAUUACUGGACGCAGUAGAUGGUUUGCAUCCCAGUGAAAAGGAACAUGAACUCUUUGUCGAUAUACAUCCGCUGACGGGGAUUCCCUUGAACUGUUCAGUCAGAAUUCAACUGAAUCUCUUCACGGAGCAGGUCCCUGGUGUCUGGCAAACCGGACAGAUAAAGUCUAUGGUGUUGCCCCUCUUGUGGUUUUCUGAGAGCGUGGAGGUUGUAGGAGAUGUUUUGGAUUACUUCUAUAUGCGUAUAAUAAUCAUCCCGUCAUUGCUGGAAUACCUGAAGUACUGCCUGGUGGCCCUGGGAGGUCUUCUGCUCUUGACAGCUGGCUCGUUUGGGCUCAGGAGCAAGACAAUGCGUCUUUCAUGGCAGAAGGAUCCAUCCGUUGCAAUACGGAUUCCGUCUGGUUCUGACUUUAGUUAUGGGUAUCAAGGGCCUUUGAGAAAGGCCCCAGCAAGGAUCUUGCGAACACCCAAUCUUCCGGAAGCUUUAGAAACCACCCCACUUCUGCGGGACUCACACAGUUCACAGUAGCAGUGACACAUGAUGAACCUCAGUUCCUCCUCGCAAAGGAUCUUGAGUUCUUUUACCAAUCUUGCUUAUUUGCAAAAGGGGGAAAAUGAAAGGGAACAGAUGUCCCCAUUGGAAACUUAAGGACUGUGCUGCAGCUGGGAAGGAGAUUGAGACCCACAUUCCAGAACAGCCAGCCUACUCCAAGUUGUUUUUCUCAUGCAAAGACACAAAGAACAUUGUGCCUGUUGAUGUUCUGAGUUUGAAGACCAAUGGAGAACCCUUGGGGUGGCUGAGCGAAGCCCCCACUUACUCCCACCAUUGGCCAACAAAGCCUGGAUCUUUCCCAGCUUCUUAUCCCCAGAAAGUCCUUUGAUCCUUCUUAAAGGUGAAAGGCACUUUGUCAUCCGCUGUCAACCUUCCCAGGUGGACCAGACAGGAAACACAACCAGAUGAGCUAAUUCUACUUUAUUGUAAGGCUACAUUAAUAGAAUCUUGCAAGUCUGAAAGCACAGUUCUCCCACCGUCUUCUUUACAACUUGAGAAACUAGGGAGGGUCCCUUCCGAGCCUCUUUCUCAACCCAUUAUGCAGCUGUGGGCUCUGCCUUCUCUUAUCUGACCGUUCCUUAGGCAGCCUUUCUGGGCCCAGUCUCCCAACGUCAUUCCCACAUACCCUUACAGCCAUUUAUGACAGAAAGGGUUACCUGUGUGGCUAUUCAGUGGGCUGUCCAACUGCUGUAUCUGUAGAAGAACCUUAAAUGGAGACUCUUCCCCUUUUCCAAAGGAAAGCUUCCUUACAUGCAGCUGCACCGCUGUGAUUCAAUUCUGGCUCCCCACAGCAAAUGUCAGAAUCGUCUGAGGGUAGACUGUGGCUCCAGGUGCCCUGCCACUGGGCCCAAAACCGACCUCAUUUUCGCUGACAAUCUAUCAGGGUUCAGGAAGCACCAGCAAAACAUCCAGCGAAGCCAGCUGGAAUUAGACACUGUGGAGGGUCUCUUUGUGCAAGGAAUAAACAUUGCCACUGGGCACUCUUGAAAAUCAAUGUGUGGAUCUCUGUUUGUGCUCCACCAUUAAUUCUGCCUCUUUUCAGCAAGCACCUCCUGAUGGAACGCUGUCUUCUUCCAUUUCCUGUAAAAUCUAGCUGGAAACGCAAUGCUUAGGCACGUGCUGUACUUUUUAAAUAUUUGCCCAGGGCAGGAGAAUGAUGGUUAGAUGGUUCCCUGAAUCAGGGCUGCUGUGGGCUUUUUUAUGUCAAUCUGAGCUAAAUUUGGGAGGAGGGAACAGCAGUAAUAGGGAGGGAAGAAAGUGGCUUGCAGUGCAUGGUUCCUUGGGAACUAAUUAGGAUUGGAUUUGAAUUCCACAGUCCCCCCAUAAAGAGGUAGAUUUUUGUCAACCACGAGAUCUAGUCUCAAGGUCCUUUGCGUCUUCGAGAGCCCAACUCUACUUUGCCAAGAGAGAAACGUCAAACGGUUGGCAGCUUUCCACACGUCCUCAAGUUCAGCAGCAAUACAGCAGUCAGUCACUGGGUGGAGGUGUUGUGUUGUGCUUUUAAAUUACAAUUUACUGUACAGGAAUGCAAACUGAACCUUGAGAGACAAAGGGGAUGUUGAUCUGGGUUGUACUGGAGAAAGUGGGACAUUGGAAAGAAAAAUGCUUGUUGGGCAUUGGAGUGGCUAGCUUGAGAGUUCUCAAGAUGGGCCCCUGGAAGGAUCCAGCCGCUGUGUAUGCGGUCGUGCGUGCGUGGGUAUGAUGGAAAAAAAAUCAGUUACGUUAGCUCAUUGGGGCUGGAUUCCUUGCUGAAGUUACUUACAAUUAGUUUUAAUGAGAUAAUUGCUCUGUGCACGAUCGUGUGGAUGGAUGGAUUCCAGGGCAUGAAGAUUUCAGUGUUCUGGGGUGGGUGGUAAUUGUAACUCAUUCAUGAAAAUCAACUUAAUUAAAGAUGAUUUCAGUGGAA